Cryptotermes secundus is the source of this 832-nucleotide messenger RNA. Its product is annotated as phosphatidylinositol N-acetylglucosaminyltransferase subunit H-like. Gene Ontology annotation, biological process: GPI anchor biosynthetic process. Lineage: Eukaryota; Metazoa; Arthropoda; Insecta; Blattodea; Kalotermitidae. Gene Ontology annotation, cellular component: glycosylphosphatidylinositol-N-acetylglucosaminyltransferase (GPI-GnT) complex. The coding region runs from base 225 to 815 and encodes 196 amino acids. The record is from RefSeq and is a predicted model, not a curated record. The transcript has 4 exons.
GUGACCAUAGUCUGUGGUAGUCAUGGUCGUCGUGAUCGGUCGUGAUGUCGUGAUCGUCGUGAUAGAGAUCUUUGGUAGUGACGGUAGUGACCGCGACUGUAGAACGCUGUAGAGACCAGAAGACGUGGUGGAGAUUGCAGAGCUGUUGAGAGAAUUUGGCGCGUUUGGACUAUGUUUUCGGCGUAAUAGUAUUGGUAACUUCGCUGUUAACAGCCCCUGUUUUAAUGUGUGAAAAUAGCAACCGCGUUACCAAAUUGACAAGCACGCACAGAAGUGUUGACGGAAAGAAACUGUGGUUAGACAUAAUCAGUCAUGAUUCCUCGAAUUUGUGCUUUGAAUUUACAGUAAAAAAUGUGUCGGUAUUCUUCACUGGGAAAAAAUUUGUUUUCAGUGUCUUUGUAAUAGUUUCGCUUUUAGCAGCAUUAGACAUUCAUAACCCGAAUUUGUAUGUUGUAGUUGUCCUUAUAUUUGUAAUUGGACGUCUGAUCGCCGAACUCCUGUGGAGUGUGAACAGUGAGUCUGUACUCCUUGUAGCUCCAGUAGGACUCCAGCUUACAGCCACAUAUCAAUUUGGACGUCAGACAUCACAGUUUAUACCUUGGCAUUUCAUCACAGAUGUCAUUAUCAAUGAAGCUAUAACUCUGCACAGAGUGGUGUAUUAUCUUGCGGUUUUAUUGGAGCAACCAUAUCAUGAAACCACCAGAAAGAAACUGAUUCCACUCUUUCAGCAUACAAGACCCCGCCUAGCAUGCCUGGAGAUGAUCUAUCAGAGAAUUCAGAGAGGUGCUGCUUUCCCAGAAGUCAGUAGUCAGUAGAGCCAAGAGAGAAGUUG